This is a messenger RNA of Paramecium sonneborni, 3421 nucleotides long. NCBI's taxonomy places the organism in Eukaryota, Ciliophora, Oligohymenophorea, Peniculida, Parameciidae. The record is from the annotation of a GenBank genome assembly.
AUGCUUGAAAGCAAAUCAGAUUUAAUUGUAGAAAGUUGUUUAAAACAUCCAAUACCUGAUGGUCUAGAUUAAUUUAAGUUUAAGAUAGAAGAAUGGUUAUACAAAUAGAAACAAAAUAAAGCAUUAUUCAUUUGUGAAGAAGAUGGAAAUGACAUUUAAUGUUUGAUUUCCUAUUGGAUGAAAGGUCUUAAUGUAAAAAUAUUAAAUACAUUCAAAUAGAAAGAUAUAAUCAUUCCUUAUUUUGUAGAACAUGAGAAUUAGAAUUACUAAUAUGCUAUUUUUUAUGUUUUAUCUAAAUUGAAGGUAAUAAUAAUAAUCAUAAUUAAAGACAAUAUUCAAUAUUUCUUAAAAAGUAGAAAUUGAAGGUGAAAAAUUGAAAUAGUUCUUUCAAUAUUGGUUAGAAUUUUAUAGUCGAGAAUUAUAAAAUCAAGUAUUCAGUGAUACAAAAUGUGUUUAUAAAAGAGUAUAAUUCAAAAAUAUCUAAAUUAGUUAAUAUUGAUAUUUUAAGGAAUUGAUAAAUUCCGUGAUUAAAAUGGUGAAGUUAGAGCAUCCUAUUGGUUGCCUCGAAUUCUACCUGAAAAUGUUAAAGUACUUUUUUAAUUCAAAUUUUAAAAGUUAAUUGUUACAGGGAGAACUGAUUCAAAAGCUUAUGAAUAGUAUUGUAGUUAAGGAGGAACUAUCAUUUAAAUGUAAAAGCAUAAUUUACAUAAUAAAAUAGAGAUUAAACCAAAGAAGAAUUUCUUGACAGACUAUUAAUUUAGGAUCGUCUUUAUGUAUUUUAUAUAUUGUUUAUAAAUCAGAAAGUAUAUCGUAAAAUACCAUAAAAUUUGGCAGAUUAAGCUUAUUUUUGUAAGUGUUUUGAACUCAUUCUAACUAAUAAAAAUGAAGAUUAUUAAGAUGUAAUCAAAGAAUCAAUUUCAUAAAUAGAAAGUAUUAAUUAUAUUUUCAACUUUAGAUAUCAAAACUGAUGUUGAUUUUUUUACUAUAUUGAUAAAAUCAUUUUUGAAAUAUUUUCCAGAAAAUCAUUAUAUAUCAAUAUUAACAGUACUUACAUUUGUUUUUAAAGGAAUUUCAUUGGAUGAAAUUGUUUAUAUUUGUGGUUGUGAAAAAGAACAUGUAUUCAAUAUUCAUGAAUUCUUUAAAAUAUUUUUAAUGGAAAAAUCUUAAAUUUAUUACAUUUAAAGCAUAUCAUUUAAAAAUGCUUUGAUUUAAUACUUACCAUCAAAUAAAUAAUUGUAUCAUUAAUUCAUUACAAUAAUGGAACAUUCUUAAAACAAUAUAAGAAAAUUAGAAGAAUUAAUUUAUCAAUAUACAAGAACAAAAAGAUAUUUUAAAUUAAAAGAGGUUCUUAUAAAUGUUGAGAAUUUUCUAAUGAUGUGUAGUCCAAAUCAUAAAUUUGAAUUAUGUCAUUUAUGGGAAACUUUGGAACAAAAUGGAUAUGAUUUAGUAAUGGAAUACAAUAAAGCAAUUGAAAAUUUUCAAGCACUUUACAAACCAACAAAUGAAGGUUUAUUUUAUAUAAUGUUAUAAAUUUGUAGAUUUUUAAGAGAAUUCAGUAAUUUUGAAAAGUAUUAUAUUUUAUUAUUAAGUGAUCAUACUCCACCUUAUAAACAUCCAGAGUUAAGAGGAUAAUCUAUUGAAUUUGAUGAAAUUGGUUUAUACAAUGAAUUAAAAUAACUUUAAAUGAUAGCAAAAAAGAAAACAAAAUAAAUGAACGAAGAGUAUUUUCCUUAAUAAUAAGGAAAUAUUGAAUCUUUGAAUAUGGAUAUCAAAGCCAAUAGAGAUUUCUUUAUUAAUUAUUAUAUAAAUCAAUUUGAUUAAAAUUUAGUUUAGGAAUACAUAAAUACCAAAUAAGAACAUAUAUUGGAUAAAAUAAUUACCAAUACAAGGAAUCAAUAAAAUUAUUAUUAUAAAAGAUGGAUUUGGGUAUAAUUUCCUUGGUUAGCAUUGACUUAAAAAAAUAAUUAUUCAAAAUUAAUGGAUUAUUAUAAUACAAAUAAUAUACCUAUGAGUGAAGAAUUAUAAAUCAAUUAAAAAGCUAUAAAAUUGGCUUUAAUUGCCAAAUAAACCAAAUAAAUGAAAGAUCAUAAUUGUAAUUGCAUUUUUAUUUACCUUUUUCAGCAUCUAAACUACCUUCUAUUAAUUCCAGUAUCCGAAUGAGAUAAUUUAGUCCUUUAGAUUCAACUAGAAAUCUAAAUAUUUUAAAAACUAGAGCUGAUUCUGAACACAAUAAAACAGAAAGAAGUUUUAAGAAAAUAUCAUUGCCUAGUUUAUAAAAAAUUUAAUUUUAAAAAAAAUUAGAUUAAAUUAUGUAUCAAAAGUAACUUUAUUAUUGACUAACAUUAGUUAGUUGUUAAAAAAUAGACUAAAAGAUUAUACAACUAUUAGAUAGAAUAUGUAUCCUGAUGAAGUCAAUGGUGAGACAUAGAAAACUUUAGAAAACAAUAAAUGUCUUUAAGAAGAUUUAAAAAAAUAAUAAGAAAAUUUAUCAAUUGUAUAAUUAGAAAUGAAAAGAAUGAAUAUAGUCUGGAAAUUGUGUUUGUAGAAUUAGGAUUAUAAUGAAGAUAGAGCCUAAUAAUUAGUUAAACAUUCAAAGAAUUUAGAUAAAUUAAUAGCUGAAUAAAUUACAAUUAUUAAGGAAUCUUCGGAAAAAGUUUAAUCUAUUAAAUAAAAAUCCAAAAUAGAAACCAAAAAGGUUUAAUAAGAAAAAAAAUAGAUUUAACAAUAAUUAGAAGCAUCCAGGAGGUUAACCUAUUUCUAAAAUAUACCACCUUCUCCAGGUAUGAUUUCAAAUAUAGAAAAUUCUUAUUUUUUAGAUACAAAUAAGAAACAUUAAAAUUAGUAGUAAAAUAUUGCCAUUCAUUCUAAUAAUGAAGUUAACAAUAGUGGAAACGAAAUCAAGAUUAAGUUUGUUCGAUUGAAAUCAGAGAAAAUGGAAGAGAAUAUAUUAAAAGGAGUGAAUUUUGAUUCUCAUACCUAAGAUCUAGUUAACCAACUAACAGAUUUAGGAAUAGAGAAUCCUUAUCAGAAUUAGAAGUGGAUGGAAUUCUGUGAUAAAAUUUAAAAAAACUAUGAAUUACAAUUAGAAAUCCAAAAUAGAUAAUAAAGAUUACAUGAAUUAAAAAAUAUGAAGGCAGAAUUAUAGAUAAAUAAAAAGGUAUAUAUUUAAUAACCAAAGAUCUUAUCAAGAUAAAUUGUUUCUAAAAAUUCCUUUUAAGUGUAUCAACAUUAUUCAAGUUUUUAAAGAGAUGAUGUAAUAAGAUCAAAUGAUUUUAAAAUGAUUUAAUUGAAAGAACUGAAAUAACAUUAAGCAGUAAUUAAAUUUUAUAAUAAUAAUCUAUAUAAUUUAUUGAAUACUACUUAGAAAUUAACAAGUAAUAAUAUACAUCAUAUGGGUAAUAUAUUGUGUAAAAUGACAUGA